Mucor velutinosus is the source of this 1254-nucleotide messenger RNA. RefSeq names its product Oxysterol-binding protein 3. The transcript has 3 exons. The record is from RefSeq and is a predicted model, not a curated record. Lineage: Eukaryota; Fungi; Mucoromycota; Mucoromycetes; Mucorales; Mucoraceae. The coding region runs from base 1 to 1254 and encodes 417 amino acids.
AUGCUUAAACAAUUACAAUCACCCAUAAUUAUCGUCCAAGACAGUAGUUUUGGCAGCAUAUUAACCACAACCAAUGAUAUAUUGAACCAAACCGAGUUGCUACGAUACAGCGCAAAUCUGAAAGGAGUCGAUUUGGAUCAAUUCAUGCAAAUGACAGAUGAAAAAGAUUUUAAGCUGUAUGGCAUACGCAAACAAAGAGACUGUCAAAAACUAUCACAAAUUGCGCAGUAUAUCCGCAGUUCAUCAUUGACAAGCAGUUCAUCAUCGUUCAGUCAGCCAGAAAGUGGCGAUAUCGAUAAUGCAGAUGAAGACAACUGUUUUCUCACGCCUGACUUUGCACAGCAGCAGCAAGAUAGUGAUAUCCCACAUCUCGUACUGGAUGACCCAGAAGAUACCGAUUAUGAUACAAAGAUCGUGGAAGGUGUCAUUCAGAGGAUUCGCUCAAUUGCUGCGACAACUGAGGAAGAUGACACACAACAACCUUGGCCAAAUUCAAUCCAAGUAUCAAAACCAAAAGUUCGAUUUGCCACUGAUCCACCCAAAUACGAUAACAGCAGACGCUUUUCAUUACCUUCGCUGGACCCCCCAGAGUACUGCGAAUACGUUUUGGAUAAGCGAAGAAACUCAUAUGCCGCUGGCUCAAAUACUGCCCCAAAGAAGCGCAGCAUGAAAGGAAAAGAGACAUUACCAAGAUACUCUUGCUCUGUACAGAAGAUGGGUAAAGCAUCUGCCAAGAUUGAAUUUGAUUUACCUGGUGUGAGGCCAAGAAGGCGUCCUUGGAGAGAUGUAUACAUGGAGCUUCAGGGAACUGUACUAAAGGUCUAUGAAGCAAAAGAUAACUCUUACGCACUCGGUGGCUACCAUUAUCUUCCAACAAUGGCACCCUAUUAUCAACAGAGCGUUAGGUACACUCCUUUGGUGAAUCUAUCCUUGUCAAAUGCCAAGGUUGAAGCAGCUACUGAUUACAAAAAGAAGCCAAAUGUAUUUCGCAUCACCACAGAGAAUGGACCUCAAGUUUUGUUCCAUGUUCAAACUUGCGCAGCUUCCCUCUUGUGGACAGAAAAGAUUUCAUCAGGCAUCAACAUUGCUGUCGAUCUGGAAUAUCAACAGAUGCCUAAAUUCAAUACAACAGUGGCAUUCGAGGAGCCAAUCAGUAGCAAUUUCAAUCAUUCGCCAACUCAUCAAUCAUACCAAGGAUUGGUUCUGGAAGAAAGACAGAGGAGAGAUCAGGAAGCUUAUGAUGUCCUUAUAUAA